AUGCAGAAAUCAUUCUUUGGGAAUUAUGCUCUGGACGAAGCAGUUGCUGGUUUUGUUGCUGGAGCUACAUCAACUGUCUUUCUACAUCCUCUGGAAAUUGUCAAAAUAAGAUUUCAGAUUGAUGAUUCCGCAAGAUCUCGGCGUUAUUGGCUAUCAAUCGGUGGCACCGCCAAAGCGCUACGAGUAAUAGCACGCUCUGAAGGCCUUGUAGGUCUAUAUCGAGGACUCUCCCCCAAUUUUGCUGGCUCGGCAGCAAGUUGGGGUUUCUAUUUUUAUUUGUAUAGCCUGGUAAAGUUGCGAAUGGCGGGUAAAGACAAGACACAAAAGCUGUCUCCUGCGCAGUAUCUGCUUGCUUCAGCCGGAGCUGGCGCAGUUGUUGCGUUGUGUACGAAUCCGCUUUGGGUCGUAAAGGUCAGAAUGUGUGCCACGACAAGAGGACAUCCCGGGGCAUACUCUGGGUUAUUCGAUGGACUGUAUCAGAUUGUUCGAUAUGAAGGAGUAAGAGGACUUUACAAGGGUCUUGUUCCGGCUUUGCUCAGUGCUUCGCAUGGGGCAUUACAGUUUAUGGCAUAUGAAGAGCUGAAGAAAUGGCGAUCACGAAUUAAUCCAGACAAAGAUCGGAAUCGACUGUCCAAUAUUGAAUACAUCUUGCUUGCGAGCAGUUCGAAAAUAUUUGCUAGUACUAUAACGCACCCAUUUCAGCUAAUUAAAGCGCGAUUAAUGAAUCAGCGACUAGAGAGAAAGUACUAUGGCGUGGUUGAUACCAUUCGCAAAACUUACAGAUUGGAAGGACUUCUUGGAUUCUACAAGGGUUUAGCACCGGCAGUAAUACGCGUCUUACCUGGCACAUGCGUCACUUUCGUCGUGUACGAAAAUCUUUCUUCGUAUUUCCGAGAGCAUGCACAAAAAUUAACAUGA
Molecule: messenger RNA, 918 nt
Organism: Paraglomus occultum
Lineage: Eukaryota; Fungi; Glomeromycota; Glomeromycetes; Paraglomerales; Paraglomeraceae
Source: the annotation of a GenBank genome assembly